Molecule: messenger RNA, 762 nt
Organism: Glarea lozoyensis ATCC 20868
Lineage: Eukaryota; Fungi; Ascomycota; Leotiomycetes; Helotiales; Helotiaceae
Exons: 2
Coding region: 1-762 (253 amino acids)
Source: RefSeq, a predicted model, not a curated record
AUGAAUUUGGAUUUCGACACAUUACCUCCAAGAGAUGAUUCUAUGGAGAAGCUGCUUUCGUAUCACCGACGGAGCCUCGAGAAUGAAAUAAACGGUUCCUUCGAUGACGGGGUACACAGAGACGACAAGCAAAGAGUGAUGCGAAAUCAGUACCAAAGAGCUCUAAAGACUCAACGUUGGAUGUUGUACUUUGCUAUGGCGUUCGUUGCAGUGACCAUUUUUUAUGGACUGGGAUUUUACACUCACAUUGCAAUAUUGGCAACUUCGAAGACUCAGCCAGUCAACCAGACCCAAGCGGCCAACUGGAGCUUCUGUGGUAACAGCUCCGUAGAAGCGAGGAGGAAUGGCUGUAUUCUCGACUUCAUAAGUGGGGCGUGGGUACGCCCAGACUGCUACGACGAGGAGCUCGAGAAAGAAUUCCUAGAAUUCAGCGACUGGCACUGGUUUGCCGACAGAGAAGCUCAGCAUGAGCUAUCCAAGGAGCUUCUGAGAAAGACGGGGGGGCCAAGUCCGAUAUGGGUCUCAAAUGAAUACCAUAGACAGCACUGCAAAUUCACGUGGAGAAAAUUGCACAGAGCAAUUAUUCGCCAGACACCAAUCGACAGUCAGGUUGGCAGAUUCACGCACACGCUACAUUGCUCAGAGUCUCUUGUUCGUCAAGGUGUCGAUCCUGUACCGAUCGAUUCCACAUUCUACUCCAUAUUUACAUAUUGUGACUUGCCUCAAAAUUACAACUUUUCAUCCACCUCAGUAGGGGGUUAG